Ipomoea nil (Japanese morning glory) is the source of this 840-nucleotide messenger RNA. RefSeq lists its product as uncharacterized. Bases 1 to 840 code for a protein of 279 amino acids. The transcript has a single exon. The record is from RefSeq and is a predicted model, not a curated record. Lineage: Eukaryota; Viridiplantae; Streptophyta; Magnoliopsida; Solanales; Convolvulaceae.
AUGGACGUGCUCCAGAAGCAGAUCAAUGAAAGGGACGGGUCUCCGGAGCCCCAGGACGUGUUGGCCUCCCCAUUCGCGGACACCAUCAUGGUGGAGCCCCUACCUCGAGAUUUUUGCUUUCCCACAAUUAAAGCAUACUCGGGGACCACAGACCCGCGGGCACACCUGACCAGGUACAGAGUCGCCAUGAUGAUCACCGAGGCAACAGACGCCAUCCUAUGUAGGGGGUUCUUCACCACCCUGGACGGGCAGGCGCAUGAUUGGUUCGGGUCCCUCCCGGCGGGGUCCAUCUCCACCUUCGCGGACCUCACCCGGCAGUUCCUAUCCCAUUUCGCCACCAGCAUACAGCGGAAGAAGCAAAUUGCCGACCUGUGUGAUUUGAAACAGGGGAGCUCGGAAUCACUCGCCGAGUACCUCAGCAAGUGGAAAAAAGAGGCCAUGGGGGUCGCCGACCUUGAUGGGAAGUCGGCCAUAGUGAUUUUUCGAAACAACUUGAGGUCAGGCGCCUUUCACCAGGACCUCAUCAGGUACCCCCCCAGGACCUAUAACGACCUGAUGGACAAGGCAGCAAGGUACGCUGACGCCGAGGCUGCCGAGAAGAGGAAGAAGGAGCAGGAGGAAGGACGAGGUCGAAAAGACAAGGCACCCCAGGAGGAGCGCAAGGCGUCGCGGCCGCACCGACGUGAGUACGCUGAGGGGCCCAGGCUGAACCCCACACGCUAUUUCACCCCGCUGACACAACCAGUGGGUACCAUCUUGGCGCACGCGGAGGACCAGGGAAUCGUGGUGUUCCCGAAGGAGGAGUGCAUGAAGAUAUCGGCAAGGGGGGACCCCAACUAG